Molecule: messenger RNA, 2411 nt
Organism: Pseudogymnoascus verrucosus
Lineage: Eukaryota; Fungi; Ascomycota; Leotiomycetes; Thelebolales; Thelebolaceae
Exons: 3
Coding region: 1-2283 (760 amino acids)
Source: RefSeq, a predicted model, not a curated record
AUGGCUCCAGUAAAAAAACCCAAGGUCGGGACCAAAUCCGCCACUGGUUCCGAAGCAAAGAAUACGAUUGCUCGCCGCAGGAACUCAGCUGCGAAGGUGGCUGUUGGACGCCCUACUUCCAGAUCGCCCCAAAAACGCCCCGCCAAAAGCAACGAAGAUGAUGGCGUUGGGGACGAUGAACCUCCUUAUGAGCCAAGCGAUGAUGAGAUUGAUGGCGAUAGCACUGAAGGAAACUUUCAUUCCAGUCCAGUUACUAAGGCCACAAAAGGUAAGAAGGGUCCAGUGAAGUCUGCCAAAAAGAUGAUCUAUAAGAAACACCUUCGAAGAGACGCAACAAAAUUUACGACUAGCCAGGCUAUGGUCGAUGCGGAGGAGGAGUUCGAUCCUCGUGCUGCUGCGUAUCGGGGGAAGGCGACCCAGAGUGGCGGAAACGGACGUAAGAAAGGUCGGAGGCUCAUUCGCUGGACCGCCCAAACGGACCAGUUGUUGUUGCUUUGUCUCCACCAUGAACUGGCCCGGAACAAGGAAGAACUUCCCUAUGAGGCUAUUGCUCAACGCAUGUUCCCCGAAAAAAAUGCCACAGGUGGCGCUAUCAAGGAGCGAUUCGCGAAGCUUCGCAUCGAGUGCUUGAAUAGGGGUUCGUGGGUGCCACCUAUUCUUGGCAAGACCCCACAGAACACUCGACCAGACGUCCGAGGCGUUGUUCGUCUCGCACCAGGAAUUGACAAGGGCCGAUUCGUUCUUUGGAAAGAGGAUGCAUCCAAACUCAUCGACCCCAAGGAUAUCAACAAGGGCCACGUCGAUGCUCAAAAGAAGGGUCUUCAAUACUCCGAACGUGUGUGGAUCAGCCCGGGGGCAGAGAAGGAGUACCUGAAAUCAACGCAUGCCCAUAAAGCGUUGAAUCUUUCUCCCAUUUCUGGUCCAGUUCCAAUGGAUGAUGAUGAGUUGCUCUCGGACGAGGAUGAGGAGGAAGAGAUGGAGGCAGUAUCAGAUGAUGGUGCUGUCGUACCCUGCACGCCGAAAAAGCGCAAGGCUACUGUUAUCAACGACUCUUCAAAGAAAAAGCCCAGACCAGUUGCUCGUCCAAGCCCAAAGAAGAUUGCUGCCAAGGGGCGGGCGACGCAGGCCGAUGAAAGCGAAUAUGAGGGCACCACAGCUGGCGCAGGUAGCAACAGGCUUUCACCAAAGAAGGAGCCUGGUGCUGGUCGAUACAGGAGCCCUAGGGGUAGACCCAAGAGCUAUGAUAUGACACCGCCUGACGAAGAUUCGGAUUCCGGCGCUACCAAAACGGCCGAGUCGAGUGAUGAGAGCGAGGAUGACGAGAGUCCCACCAACAACCGACUGAUGAUGAUGGCAUUUGAAAAAGACGAGGAGGUUAGACCCCUCAGGUCCAUCGUUAUUGUCCGUGGGUUUACUCCUGGUGCUCUCAGCAAGUUUCCGCCUGGCAUCCAGGGCCCUGGGGACGAUGACUAUGCGGACGAUGAGGUAGCUGAGGGUCCUGGCAUCCAGGGCCCUGGGGACAAUGAUUAUGCCGACGACCAGGUCGCUGAGGGUCCCACCGCCUCAUACAAUGGAAGCGAAUCUGUAAUCGAUGCAGAUGAUGAUAAAGCCGCUCUCCAUUUUGAAGACAACCCAGAUAUUGAAUUUGAUGAUAGCAUACACGGAGUCGGACAAGAUGGCUCGAUGGACGAGCAAAAUUUCAACCUCCAGGAUCUUCUUGCUGCCAUGAACCGGAACACGGACAACAACGGACAAUUGAUCAAUAAAGAUCUCUGGGAGAUCCAUGUGGAGCAAAUGAAUGCACUCAAGGGGGCCGGGAUGCAAAAUCCACCUCCUGCGCAGUCACGCCACCAGACUCAGAUCCCUCAAUAUAUACAGCACCAAACACAAAACCAGCUCACUCCUAAUGGAUUUGGCUCUUUCCCGGGCAACUUUGGAGGCCCUCAAGUCAGCUUUGGUGGUUCUAAAAUCCGCUUUGGCGACAUUGAUUUUCAACCAAUGCACUCAGAUGGAAUUCAGGGAAAGGCCGCUUAUUACAACACCAAGAACUUCAUUGAAAACGGCAUGAUCGAUACAGCUCAAUAUGAAAAGAUGAAAGGAAUGGAAUCCAACUCAAGUGGCCAUAUCAAACCAGACCCUGUUCCAGCAGGAUUUUCGGGGUUUGACGCCACCAUACCGCCAGUGCGAGACGAUGAGUUCUUCUCACCUGACUACGUAGGAGGUGGUGAAGCCUCCUUAGAUGGCGGCUUUGGGCCCUUGGGUCCAUUGGAAGGUUACUUUUAGUACCAAGGCUGACUGCAACCUUACACGUAGUUCUUUACAACUCUGUUCUUUGAAGUUUCAUCUCAUGCCAAACAGAGCGCAUGCUGAUCUCAUUAUGGUCGCAAGGCGAAGCGGCAAGGAAACACGGA